AUGGCGUCCUCGCCCGCGGGGCCGUAUUCCAACCUGCCGGAAGUAUCUCCGCCCAUACUCGAACGCUCGAUCCUCGAGAGCGGAUACACGCGCGAGAGCGGUCGGACCAUCCCCAAUGGCACGUCGGACUAUUCUAGCAACGCGGCCAGCAACAGUCUCCACUGCCGAAACGUGACGGCCAAGUACGAGGAGUACAUCAAUCCAUGCGUGUUGAGUUGGAGCGAUCUGAGCUACGCCGUGCCGAGCAAAAAGACGACCAAGAACCCGUACGGCAAGAAGAUCAUCCUGGACAAAGUCAGCGGACGCAGCGCACCCGGAGACCUCACGGCCAUCAUGGGCCCGUCCGGUUCGGGUAAAACCACACUGGUCGACCUGCUGGCCGACCGUAUCAGCUCCGGCCUCGUGACCGGCAACAUCGAAUUGAACGGCACGGACCGCGUGACUAAGACGUUUCGGGCCGUGACGAGCUACGUGGCCCAAGAAGAUACGCUGCUGGGCUCGUUCACAGUAGUGGAGACCAUGAAGAUGGCGGCCCGACUCAGUCUGCCCAACAGUGUGGUAAUGACGGACAUCCACUCGCGCGUUGAGAGUGUCAUGGACGCGAUGGGACUCGGUGCCUGCAGGAACACCCUGGUCGGCGACAUCUUCCGGAAAGGUCUGUCCGGUGGCCAGAAGCGGAGACUUAGUAUCGGUAUUGAGCUGCUGUCGAACCCGAGCAUCCUCAUUCUGGACGAACCCACCAGUGGCCUGGACUCCAGCUCGGCACAUAACGUCAUGAAGUACAUUUUGAAACUCUGUGGCGAAGGCAAGAACGUAUUGUGCACGAUCCACCAGCCGUCGUCGCUGGUGUACGACAUGUUCACGAACGUCAUCGUGCUGUCUUUAGGGCAGAUAGUGUACUGUGGAUCUCGCGCCAACAUGAUCCCACACUUCGGUUCCAUUGGGUUCAACUGUCCCAAAUACAUGAACCCGGCCGAGUACUUCGUGAACCUGGUUAACACGGACUUUGAGGACCACGUGGACGUCACGAAACUCGUCCACGCGUACGCCCAGAGCAAUGUAAAGAAGCAGCUUCUAGACCAACUCUCGGCCGACCGGGCCACUCUACAGAACUUGCCUGAUAUCGAGCUGAGACCGUCGUCCGCGAUGCGUCAGUUCAGCGUUCUCAUGUACCGCAACACGCUCAACAACAUCCGCAACCCCGGAAUCUACUGGAUUCGGUUGUUCAUGUACUUCUGCUUGAGCUUCAUGGUCGGCACCAUGUACUUGAGCACGAACGACGACUUGACCGAGGAGGAUCUGGUGCCACUGCUGUUCUACGUCCAGGCGUUCCUGGUGUUUAUGUCUGUGGCUGUCCUACCGUUCUUCAUCGAACAGCGUGCGGUGUUCGCUCGUGAACGUGCCAACAGUUCGUUGAGUGUGGUGAGCUACGUGUGCGCCAACUUCUUGGCUACACUACCGGGUAUCUUCCUAAUCGCGGCGAUGUCGACGGCUUUGGUGGUCCUUCUGGCGGGUCUGAACGCGUUCGAGUAUUUCCUAUUGAACCUGUUCCUGUCACUGGUAGUGGCCGAGUCGAUGAUGCACGUGAUCGGGGCUGCCGUCCCGCACUAUAUUAUCGGCAUCGCGUUGGGUGCCGGCGUGUUCGGUAUGUUCAUGCUGUGCGAGGGUUUCAUGGUUCCUCGUGACUCGAUCCCGGACUACUGGAUCUGGGGCUACUACCUGGCGUUCCACUCGUACUCGUUCGAGUCGUUCGUGUUCAAGCAGUUCGAGAACGAGACGUCGGACGCGGCUAAGGGAAUUCUGACGAAGUACGGCAUGGAGGAUGUGGAUGUCAUGAAGGACAUGCUGUAUCUGGUAGCAUAUGUAGCUGUUUUCCAGAUCCUUUUCAUGUUUAUCUUGUGGAAAUUCCACACAGGUCGUCGCUGA
Messenger RNA from Phytophthora infestans T30-4, 1926 nucleotides. RefSeq names its product ATP-binding Cassette (ABC) Superfamily. Gene Ontology annotation, cellular component: membrane. The record is from RefSeq and is a predicted model, not a curated record. Gene Ontology annotation, molecular function: ABC-type transporter activity; ATP binding; ATP hydrolysis activity. Lineage: Eukaryota; Oomycota; Peronosporomycetes; Peronosporales; Peronosporaceae. The coding region runs from base 1 to 1926 and encodes 641 amino acids. The transcript has a single exon.